GCCAUGGGGGCUGUCGAGUCGACACCUGCACAGGCGGCGAUCUCCGGCCUCGCGCUAUGGAAGGCCGCGACUGCUUCGGACGGGAACAAGGUCCGCGCCAUCACAGAUCAUGUGGACGCAGCACAGGUCAUCAACUGGGUGCAUCCUGACGAGCACACAACACCACUUAUGGCUGCCGCCGCCGUUGGCAAGCUGUCGAUCGUGACCCUGCUCGUGGAUCGUGGCGCCGCGUUGGACCUGCGCGAGGCAGGACAAGGCAACUCGGCACUGCACAUCGCUGCGUCCAAGAACAAAGUGAGCGUGCUGGAAAAGCUCAUAUCUGCGGGGUGCGAUCCCCAUUUGUACAACAAGGACGGGUUGACGGCGUUGGACCUGGCGCGAUUCCGCGGCCACCGCGAAGCCACCAACGUGUUUGCCCGCCAUCUUAUGCAAGCCAAAGGCUGGUUGUACAUGAAAAAGGGUCGGUCCUUGUUUCUGUCGUGGUCCAAGCGAUGGUGCGUCAUUUACGAAUGCUCCCAGGACCAUUCGCGCAUGGAGCUCGGCUUGUUCCACCACCCCGACGACGUCAAGCCGUCGAAAGUGAUCUUCCUCACAUCGUCCGAGAACGCGACGAGUCCGCGAGCGUCGUCGCGUCAUCGAUCUAAGCACUCGUUCUCGUUCACAUCCACCACGACGUACCAAAAGUACUCUGGCAAAGAAACCUUCUCGAGAAGCCUAAACGUGCGCAAAGCACGGCACAUACCUGUGUACAACGCCAGUGGAUUUCGAUUCGCCACAGAAACGGUGGAAGGACGAGACAAGUGGAUCCAAUUGCUGGGGCCGUUGGCGUUUUCGAACAACGUGCCGAUGUCACCUCCAAUGAACCAGAGACAGUCGCAACUCGCGCACGAAGACGAACCUGUGAUUGAGCCCACGACGGAGCCGACGUCGUGGCAGGACCCGCGGUUUAGCACGACGUCGUCGCAAGGGGGGUUCCGUCAGUAUGACAACAACAACCACGGAAGCACCUCGAAUAAUAUGACGCCGUCGGCACCACCCAUGGAAGACAGCAACAUGGCCAAGAUGGACAUGAACGAAUGCGUGAUUUGCAUGGACAUGCCGCGCACCGCCGUGUGCGUGCCGUGUGGUCACUUGGCAGGAUGCUACAAUUGCCUCCUCGUCGUGCAGAAGAAGAGCGGAUGCCCCAUAUGCCGAAGCGCCAUUGCCGCCGUCGUCCGCGUGUAUACGUGUUAAGCUUUCAAUACAAAUACAUGUAUACCUCUCGA
Aphanomyces astaci is the source of this 1265-nucleotide messenger RNA. RefSeq lists its product as hypothetical. The transcript has 3 exons. Bases 4 to 1233 code for a protein of 409 amino acids. NCBI's taxonomy places the organism in Eukaryota, Oomycota, Saprolegniomycetes, Saprolegniales, Verrucalvaceae. The record is from RefSeq and is a predicted model, not a curated record. Gene Ontology annotation, molecular function: protein binding.